This is a messenger RNA of Dalotia coriaria, 776 nucleotides long. It is a transcript of the gene Cypl, whose product is annotated as peptidyl-prolyl cis-trans isomerase-like 1 Cypl. The record is from RefSeq and is a predicted model, not a curated record. Gene Ontology annotation, molecular function: peptidyl-prolyl cis-trans isomerase activity. Gene Ontology annotation, cellular component: catalytic step 2 spliceosome. The transcript is spliced from 3 exons. Gene Ontology annotation, biological process: protein folding; protein peptidyl-prolyl isomerization. Lineage: Eukaryota; Metazoa; Arthropoda; Insecta; Coleoptera; Staphylinidae. Bases 127 to 756 code for a protein of 209 amino acids.
GUACUAUUUGGUACUAAAUAUUUCAACCGUGGUUUCACACUGCGUCUAACCUAAGAAAUAUCAAAACAAACGACGCUCCACAAUCGCAACUUCUUAUUUUAUAAAUUUAUUUAAUAAUUACCCAAAAUGUUAGUUGCGCAAACAGGUAUGAACCAAUCCGGUAUACCGGAUAAACUAUGGCAGCCACCGUUUGUCUCAUUUGAAACAACAAUGGGUGAAUUCACAAUAGAAUUAUACUGGAAGCACGCGCCUGUAACCUGCCGCAACUUCGCAGAGCUCGCCCGCCGCGGCUACUACGACAACACAAUCUUCCACCGCAUUAUCCGCGACUUUAUGAUCCAGGGCGGUGAUCCCACCGGCACCGGCAAAGGCGGCGUCUCCAUCUACGGCCAAACAUUCCGCGAUGAAAUCCACCCGGAGUUGAAACACUCCGGCGCCGGUGUUCUCUCCAUGGCGAAUUCAGGCCCUGAUACAAAUGGUUCGCAGUUUUUCAUUACGCUUGCGCCGACGCAAUGGCUCGACAGUAAACACGCCAUCUUCGGACGGAUUCACGCCGGUAUGCAGGUUGUAAAACGCAUCGGAUUGGUCGAAACCGACAAGAAUGAUAAACCCACCGAUGAGGUGCGCAUUAUUAAGGUUCCGAUUGUGUUUGUGAGAUGCCAGCGGCGUCGUUGUGGCUCGGAUCUUGCUCGCUGUAUCGAUUUUUCGCGCGGCUUCCUGUGUUGGAGGCGGCGUUUCCGCGAAUGUGACGUUUGACGCAGCGACGGACGGCGGCA